This is a messenger RNA of Spirometra erinaceieuropaei, 7582 nucleotides long. The record is from the annotation of a GenBank genome assembly. Lineage: Eukaryota; Metazoa; Platyhelminthes; Cestoda; Diphyllobothriidea; Diphyllobothriidae.
AUGUACAGGACUGACAUCGCUGAUUUGGCAAUCUUUUGCAGCGGUAGGAGGAUUCAGGUGAGUUCGUGAUGCACGCAACUAAAUCCUUCAGGGCGCCCAAUUUUUGCAAAUGGUAUACUAUCUAGAUGUUAAAUCAUAUGCUGCAAAGAUUUGGUGCUGAGAAUCUUAUAAUGUUGCACCUGUUAACCUUUUUCAUCAAAGGCCUCUAAUUCCGCCAUUCCUUGAAUUAUUUUAAGUUUGCGUACUAAGGCAUCCAGAUGACUUCAGCCCGGAUGGCACCCACAGCUUGAUGUUAUCGACAACCAUGGCGGUAUUAAAAUAGUUUAUUGGCAAAGUCGUUGACAUAUAAAUUGAACAGAGAAGGGGCUACGUACGAAUUUCUGGGAAAACCGAUCUCAACCGCAACCUUCAUCGCUUGUUGGUCACAAACACAGACGAUUUGAGGACGAUCGACUUGAGGGCUUCAAGUGCACCUUAGAUGCUUCUCCCAAACAAGUGUUCGGUAAAAUUUGUAUAGGGGUCGCCUAUGCGGUACACUGUUGAAUGCCUUCUAAGAGUUGGUGGGGACCACAUCCACCGCAUUCAACCCAUAAAUAUUCCAGUCCAGUGUUUGGCAGAUUAUGGCAAGGUUUCCACGCAGAAACUCCAUGAGCCUGAUUGCUUUGCUCCAGUUUAUCUGGAAGAACACGUAUUAAUAGAGUGUUUCCCCCAAACUUUGAAUAACGUAUUUGCACCUGGUCUUAGGUUGUUAAGACCACUCGUUGUUUUGCGGUUGCCGAAUGCUUUUGGUUGCGCUCGGGAAUUUCCCAUUAACGAACUCUUGCGACAAAUUUGGUGCUGUUUGUAUGUGGCCAAUCAGGCGUUAUCAUACUGUUAUCAGCGUCAGUAAAAGCGUAUCGGACAUCGGCUCAAAGCAGCCCGAAAACUAUUGGGGAACACAUAAAAAUACUAUAGUAUGGGCCUGAGGUUAUUUGUUGACGUUGAUACAAUGACCAAGGUCACUUCUUGGGGUGCAUUCCGCGGUACGUCAUUCUAACUAAAGCCUCAAAGUCACGUAGGAUCUUCUGACACAGUAAGGAUUCGAGUCCGUUGGUGAUAUCCUCAGUUUGGAGAUCGGGUUAUGACAGAAACUGGCGCUCAUCACUCAAGGCCUAAUGACCUUGGCCUCCAGGCCGUAGUCCUCGCUAACUCGCCUCCGCGUUACAUUCGGUGUUCAAUCCCCGUUAGCUUCCCGUGAACCUACCGCGGCCGUAGUAGUCCCGACAACUGAGUCUGGCCUCGCGCUCAGCUUACCUUGAAGAAGCUGGAAAUUAUGCUUGGGAAAUUAUAAGAUAAGGACAAUCGAUGGUUGUUGUCCAGCUUCGUUCAAAUUGUUGGCUCCUUAAAGCGGUGACGCAUGGAAGACGCAGAGGUUUUUGCGGACUGCUGGCCUUUUGGCGGGAGAGCCCCACACCACCCGCUGGGUGUAAUAAUGCUUUAAAUGACCGACUGCGACCUGCACAACUUCACGAAACGUGUUUGCGCUGGCCGCUAGUCUAACGUCUGAGAGUUCUGACCACGACGAGAUAGGCACAUCUAGAUAUAUGUUACUCUGUUAGGCUAUAAGCCAAGACCGAAUCUCUCCAGAAAUUUUGUCAUAAACUUGUUUUUGUCCCCCUCCCGAGGGAUUAUUCCACUUAUUUUGUUCGUUAUAUAUCCGCGCCCCUCACGACUAACUCCAUUUUCUUACCGCCUUCUUAGGCCCAUGCCUUACUUUCGGUUUGUUUGCCUCAUACCUGAUAUCUCAACUGCGCCAAAUGUUUGUUUCGACCUUGCAGAUCAUGACAGAGAAGCGGACUAAUGCCUUUAAUCUGAAGCUUGUAAUGGAUCAUUUCAGUAAGGCGGUGACGGAUGAUGAUACCGACGUCCGUCUUGAAGACUACUGUGUUGGUUAUGACGAACUCUCCAAGUUGGUUACCACCUCAUCUUGCUCUUAACCUGGUGUUCAGUCUAUUAGAUGCACUCGGAAGAAUAAUGUACUUUGUUUUGCGUGAUGUUAACAAGAAGCUGCAAAUCCUCAAUAACCUUCGAGAUCCUAAGACCAGCCCCGACUGUUAUGAAAAUUUCGUCUCUGUUGGUAAGAUGUGUGCGUUCGAGACAAGUCAGUACAAGGACAAUAAGCCGGUUGGAAAACUACUUACCUAUGGCAGCCGGAAUCUCCUCCGUCUACACCGGGCACUCCUCUUCAUAAUAUACCUGUUUGAGCGAGUUUGCUCAGGUAGGUGUUCUUAAUUAGACUGUUUAUGUAACGCUAUCCGUAAUGCCUUGUUACUGUGGCUGUGGUAGAUGUCUGAAGUGCGAGGUCUGAGUUUAGUGAAGUCCAUUUCAUAUGCGUCGAGAGAACAUCUUGUGGGCUAGCGCCUCGCAGUUAGAGCCAGAGCGCGUAUGUGGCCCGCGUAGACAGGCUGCUUGAAUCUGUUAGCCACAGCGCCUGCACCCAUCUCCGGUCGUCCUGACGCUGUGGAGCAGGAAAAAGUGCGGUAGACGUUGUGCAAGUCUGCACCUCGGUAAGCUGGUUCUCGCGCAAAUCACUGUCCUCCGCUCAUUCCAUGAGGCAUACAGUAAAUUUCGUUUGAAACGAUCGCGUUUUCAUCCGUCUGUAAUGCCUCCUAAAUGCAAACUUAUGGAGACUGUCUGGAAUAUGAGGUCUGAGCUUAGUGAGAGAGAGCAACACAUGACCGAAUGCCAUGCUGGCUGCUGUCCAGUCGUUCAUACACAAUGAGUGAGACAGAUGUUCUGGUAAUUCAUUGCGGCAGUUCAUAUCCCGUGGAAGUUGGCGGAAAGUGGGUGUCCUCUUCGAUUCCAUCGAACAAACGUUUUGCCUCUGGAAGGCGGUAAUGCAGCAAAUAACCAGACUCAAGUAAUCGCCCGGAUGAGUGGGCGUGGCUCUGUCGCAUUAGCUAGCCUAGCUAAUCAUGAUGCCAGCUGACGGGCAAGUUUAUUAUGCACCGCAUGACUCGACCUUCGCUUCGUCCUGCUGGACCGGGCGCCGCCAGAUGAGUCGGCAGAAUCCCUCCACUCUUCUGUCGUAUUUCACUCCAAUAGACGACUUGGCCGUGGUUGUGAUGGCCAAAAUCCAUCCGUUGUCCCAGGAUGCUGUUUCCCAGUUCUUAUUAGCAAGCGCCUUAGCUCGAAUUCUAGUCCUUAACAGCUGUUUUAUGUACUUUUACUCGGAAAAAAAUUAUGCUUACACUCUGUCAUUUCGGCUUGCGAAGUAAUUUAAAUUUAACCGGACAGGACCGCUUGUCUCCUCUGUCGCCGUCGUGAGUGCUUAAGCAUUUGAGGUUGGCCUCGUAAGGUUUAUUUGAGUGAGUUAGGUGGGUGGAAAUUUUGGGUUUAUUCGACAUCUUGGUGCGUUUUGCGAUAAAAUGAAAUAUAAUUAAAAGUGACAACACCCAUGUCUCCUACAGUGUUUACGUUCGCGUUCAAAAUGUUCCGUUCAAGACGCCUUGCCCUCGUAAAAUUGACCUAGCCUCCGGGCUCCGGGAACAUAAAUCUGGUCCCUCUGCAGACUAAGUUAAAGGAGAAGGCAGUACCGAAUGGUAUCGUUGAAACUUAGUCCUACUGGACGGCUGAGCGCUAGCAUCUUGCGACUGCUUGUCUAGAGAAUCCGAACCAUAUCCUGCAAUUACAUUACGGAAAAGAUAACCAGAGGAGUACUCAGAAGUGCCGACCUCAAUGGCGUAGGCUCCAAAUACCGGCGACACAUGAAACCUCCAUCAAUUUAGUCGCCCAGUUAUAAGUGAAUCUCGUGCAAUGAGUACUUUUCCGCGGCAUAAGUAACGGCCUCACUGCCGAAAACUCGGUCAGGGUCGUCAAUGACCCAUUUUUCACCCUUUUCCGCCUCCCUCCCCUCUCAUCGAAGUUCAUUCCUUAAAUAUCGCAUGACUUCUCCCAGGAAGAAUUCGAAGCUUCAUCACUCAAGCCGCAUAACGACAAGGCGCCCGGGGAAGACGGAAUCUCUGACAAAGUCAGCAGGUCUCGUGUCAACGCCUGCGCUCUGGACAAGCGCACGAAAAUGUGCUUGCUGUUGUUUAUAUGAACGUGGUCAUCCUUUUGCUCAUCUUCUGGAGGGGGGUGGAACGAGGUGUAAAAACCACCUUAGCAUUGUUGGGAAGACCCUGUAGCGGUUAAGCAGUGUGAGUGUGUGAACUCAGAGGACUACAAUAAUCAGGCCAAAUCCCAUUUUGGAGGAGAAGACGGAAGACACGCGAAUGAAGGGUCUAUUGUCUGGCGACGGUGGACACUGACUGCGUCCAGUCAUGCCUGGGAGUCCGUGAGACAGCUGCUUUUGUAGGCUCAUUGGCGGCAUAUGUUGCAUUCGCAGGCGGGUGGUGAGUUCAAGUGGCCCAUGUGCAGCCGCGACUCCGUGGACGCACGUGCAUCCGAGUAGAAGUCGGUCGAGUGACUGCAGAUCGGUAUGUUUGGAUCCGUUCGCUGCAAAGAUUAAUGAUCUUAACCCAACGGGACCCGGAACAAGGACGCCAGACAUUGCCCUUUAUGGCUUUCGGUAACAGUCCUUCCGACUGUCAUUUUCCGAGUGUUUCAGGAUGUAGGUGACGCGAAUACGACAUCCAACCAGACCGGUUUCCGGACUGGGCUUGGGUGCACUGGUCAAAUACCCACACUGCCGCGCAUUUUCGAACUCCGCCGUGGCCCGAAACUGUCUUCUUUGUUGAUUUCAGCGCAGUGUUGACUUCUGUCCGUCGUAAGUCCCCUGGCGGAUUAUGCGACUGGGUGGUGUGCCGGCCGAAACCAUUGUUGUGGUUGAGGCCCUCUAUCGCUGUUCCACCGCUCGUAGCGGUCUCUGCUAGACGUUCGACGUUUCUUGAUGUACACCGUGUUUGCGCCCUGUCGCACAUUGUAUUUGACUAAGUAACUGACUGCAUUUUCGGGUGGAGCUCUGCGAUUUUUGCACCUGAUUGCCGGCCGAAUAAGCUGACGGUAUCCUCCCACCAGCAUGAAGCUAUCGUGACCCGUAUAAUUUAAUGUCGCGGGAUGAUUGGACUUUUAAAUCAGUUGGUUUACCCAUCAACGCUUCGAAUGCCAAAGUGUUUUUGGAUGGAAUCCCUGACUAAGAUGAAAUACCCUCCUAUUAAUUGCUGCCAGUUUCAUAUAUAGCAGACGAAGUUGCCGCCAAAUGGACGGAGUAGAGACGAUAUCUUCUGCCGAGUCGUUACUGUUGACAGGGUUUUGGCAAACGUUAGAAGACGCCUUUAGACACGUCACGAUAUCUCCGUAAGAAUCCUGUCAGCCUCCCCCCACGGUUCUUAGUGCUGCGCCGUGCGCGUGGAGGUGAGCAAAAACUCGCGGUGUUCAACAUUCGUCGCUCAAGAACGGUCCUUUAAUUGGAAUAACCCGUCUUCGUCCGGAAGGAGACAGUUUGCACCCUCUGUGACUACCGUUGAGGGGGUUUCGACGUCUGUGCUCGUCACUUGCUCCACGGUCGCAAUGGCACUGUUUCGAUCACAGAACGCCAAAACCUGGAGAUGAUUUUUUAGCCCUCAGUACCCGGUCUUCCUCGUUGGAAUAAAAAAGUUGUUUGUGCUCCCUAGGUCCGCCGUGGCGUGUGAUAAGGCACUAUCGGCUGCAUCGGUAUAACCGGCUAGAUCAGAUCUGAUCCAAACCGCACAUGUUAAAAGUAAUUUGAGGUUGCUAACGAACACUAUCUAACGUGAUCUUCUCAGGCCCUCGCGCCCCUUUUUGUAGUACACUUGUAACGUAGAAAAGAGAAGCCUUGUCGUAAUUUUGUCUUUCACUCCUUACCGCCUGUUUUCUCUCUCCGCCUCACCUUUACCUCGAUUAGCGGUAUUUCAGAGUUUUUUAUGUCUACUGAAGACUUUGCAGAUUGUGGUGACCAUAGCGAACGACGUCGACCACUGCGUGUCCCACGGUGUGGGCGCGAGACGGUAACUAGCUCGUGAUUUGGGUUUGUGGCGGGGCGGACUUGCGCAGUAUCUACCACGCUCACGCCUCCUUCACCCGUAGCAAUACUGUGUCAAGACGGCCGGACCUAAACCCGGGCACAGUGGCUGACAGAUUCAAACAGCCCGUCUGCGCGUGCCACACACACGACUAGUCCACACCAAGUGUGCCGGGGCUUCACGAUAUCGACCCGGAUCUUAUAUCAACGAGUGUCGUAAAAGACCCAGUGAGAAGGAUAUAUUGCUGCCUAACCCUGGGCCCUGAGGGAGACCAUGUUAUUCCAUAGGUUGGCAGCCUCCCGAGCCACGACCCUCUAGUGCAUCGGGAUAGCUUCAAGCACGUCGGAUUUAUUAUACUGAACGAUGCGCUCAUGUGCCGGAGGGGAUGGAUUCUCCAGCUUCGGUCUUGCUCUCUCUCUCCCUCCCUCUCGCUCUCUCUCUCCCUCCCUCUCUCUCUCUUCCUCUCCCUCUCUCUAUCUCUCUUCCUCUCUCUCUCUCCCUCUCUCUCUCUCUCUCUCUCCCAUGAACCAGUAGACUCCGAGCCUCUGCCAACGGGUGAUGGGAUUGGACGCAGUGGAUGACGCUGCGCCAAGGCGUCCCAUACAUUCCCCCCCUUGCAUAGCGGUAGUUACUGGCCUGUGCGAACUCUUCCCAGCUUGAUUCACGCAUGCCGUGAAUCAGUCCGACCCCCGUUCUGAUUCAGGGCCUCUACAGCAUGGCCCAUUGUGAUACACUACAUGAGAGCGAACGUGCGAUCGCCCCGUCGCGUUCGUCCGGUUUUCUAAAUGAUUCCAGUGGUCUCCACACUCCACUAGUCUUCCUUAACUCUCUAACUGGCCGGGCCUUUGACGCAGUCACGUAUGCCUUCACUCACGCUGAGUGCGGUCUCAGAGUACGGACACCGAUGCAUAUUUAGGUGCUGUCAACCUCCGAAUGCACUUCCCGUCUAUGGGACGAAUAUCAAGUCCGUACUUCUCCGCUCGUUGGAAGUCCUUUUCGAAGCCAUCUGCGUAACAGUAUUCCUAUCCGCACGGUCUGGCCCCCGUACGUGUGCAGUAUUUUCAUUCUACUUGAGUGGGAUGGACGUUUUGCACUUGUUCUCGAUCUGGGCCAGUCGCACUGAGCAUAGGGUUUGGUUAGCUAUUGACACCCACAGCCAUCUUCCUGACCUCGGUCACACGGUCAAUGACAACAAAGCUGGCCUGAGGCUGCUGAGGAACGCCGUUAGAUCUGCGACGCUGCAGGAAUCAGCGUCCGUAAAUGAGCUAUUGCCAAAAAUCACCUCUCAAACAUGUCAGUGGUGCCUUAUUUCUCUUCUGCCCUGCACAGAACCCGAUGAGAAAACCCUCUGUGAGUUGGCCCAGUCUGCGUACGACGAGACGCUUGCCAAGCAUCACCCCUGGGUCGUACGAAACGCCGUCAACGUGGCCUUCCACGCUCUUCCCUACCGUCAGCAGUUUAUAGAAAGCAUGGUGGCAGCCCAGCCACCGGACAGUCAACUCACCACUGUUGACGCCUGUCGCGACUUCCUUCUGAAGCAGGGUAUUCCUGCCCUGAAGAAGGCCUAUGAGGUGACGGAAGCCAUCUACAAGAAGUUCGACAUGUUGGACCUACCCUAG